AUGCGUGAGCACCAAGUAGCUCAUCGUGAUCUCAAGUUGGAGAAUAUCCUGCUCGAUCAGGAUAACAACGCGAAAAUCGCCGACUUUGGACUCUCGAACUACUUUGGAACGAAGUCACUGCUCACCACUUUUUGCGGUAGCCCACUCUAUGCGUCUCCGGAAAUCAUUAACGGCACUCCGUAUAAGGGUCCUGAGGUGGACUGUUGGUCACUGGGAAUUCUCUUGUACACGCUAGUUUACGGUUCGAUGCCGUUCGACGGACGAGACUUCAAUCGAAUGGUUCGACAAAUCAAACGCGGUGCAUACUACGAACCGGACACACCAUCCACGGCUUCGAUGCUGAUUCGGAACAUGUUGCGUGUGAACCCAGAACGUCGUGCUGAUAUUUUCGAAAUUGCCAGUCACUGGUGGCUAAAUCUCGAAGAAAAUAUGCCCGUUAUCCAGGAAUUGCCGGAGAAUCAGGUCAAAUUGCAUUGUCUACAAAAAGUAGUUUCCGCUUCCACACAUGAUUUUGUUAAGGAUUUGGCGGAUGAAACAGACGUGUUCAUGGAGUUCAGUCAUCUCAGCAGUGAAACACGAAAGAAGAUUGAAGAAUUCCGUCGACGAAGAAAACAAGCUGAAGAGUUCAAUGAGAACUCACCAGUUAAACCACCUAAGGCUGCUCGUAAGGACGGAGAACCUGCCGUCGAGAUGAAGAGUGAGGAGAAGAGUCUUCGCGGAGUGCAGGAGCAUCCUAAGGAGGAAAAAGAGACGGAUGAUCCAUUGGAACGAUUGCGACAGAUUGAAAACCGACUUGGUCUGCAGAGAAGGAAAAAUUCACUGAACAAUGCUCAACAAACAGUGCGAAAGGUCUUAGAACAAAUGGAAAAGGGUCCUGUUAGUCUAAAUCUGGUCGCCAGAAUAAAAGCACAUCCUAUGUACGACGUCAGACCUAUGGUCAAAGAAUUACUGGAGAGCAUUAUUGCUGCCCAACCAGAAAGCGUUCAAAAGCAAACCAGCAAACUCAUUCAGCAACAAAGUCAGGAAAUAGCUCGGAAAAACGUCCAAAAAGUUAGUGGUGAGAGACCGAACGAAUCGACGGUUACCGCCGCAAAACGCCCGGACAAGUUCUCUCGGUCAGCACUAGGAGAACGGCCAUGGCACAGCGUUGAGGUAAUCUAG
This is a messenger RNA of Angiostrongylus costaricensis, 1161 nucleotides long. The record is from the annotation of a GenBank genome assembly. NCBI's taxonomy places the organism in Eukaryota, Metazoa, Nematoda, Chromadorea, Rhabditida, Metastrongylidae.